Messenger RNA from Babesia sp. Xinjiang, 1668 nucleotides. RefSeq names its product Eukaryotic translation initiation factor 3 subunit D. The record is from RefSeq and is a predicted model, not a curated record. Gene Ontology annotation, cellular component: eukaryotic translation initiation factor 3 complex; cytoplasm. Bases 1 to 1668 code for a protein of 555 amino acids. Gene Ontology annotation, biological process: translational initiation. Lineage: Eukaryota; Apicomplexa; Aconoidasida; Piroplasmida; Babesiidae. The transcript has a single exon. Gene Ontology annotation, molecular function: translation initiation factor activity.
AUGGCAGGGCUUAAUAUUGCGGCAAACUUAAAUACCACGGGCUGGGGCCCAGAUGAGCUGGAUGAACAAACUGUACAAUCGUCUCUUGGAAAUUUAAACAAGAUUCCUCUAGAACCACGAUUGAAACUUGACCGUCAGAUACGUAUAUGUGAUUUCACAUACUUCACAUAUCAGAAGAGUAUACGUGAUGCAGGACGAUACGGUCGUCAGCCUGCUCCUGUCGUUAUCGACGAGGAGAUGCAAUUCCAGACAGUGGAUGGACGUUCGUUGGUUAAGAACAAGAAUAUACAACACUAUCGUCGGAAAGCUGUUCCGAAACAGACAACACAAGCUUUCAAUCAGAAACAGAUGGAGGAAGAGGCAAUGAUAAUGUCAGCCAAACAGAAACAUCCAGAGAUGCGUAAACAACGCAUGAUGCACACUCGGGGCAAUCGCUCGAAUGCACGCCAUCAUACAUUCAACGAAUGGAGCAUUGAACCUCUGCCUACGUGGCAGAUACUUAGUGAGAUUCCUUUCAGCCAGCUAUCGAAGCUCGACCUUCAAGGUGCCAAGGUGACAGGUACCGACGUAAUGUGGCGUGGUAAGCUGGGCAUCUACGAUAAGCGCAUGGACCAAAUUUCGGCGAAAGCAGAGAUGCCGUUGCAAAACCUAAAUGCACAGUAUGACUACUACUGGACCUCCACUAACGAUGACGACUGCAUAAUGGACUACCUACUGGGUAGUCACCGUCAGGAACCACAGGGUUCUGCUGAAGGUUCUGAGACCGGCCAAGAUAAGAUAAUUCUUGGUGCAACAGAUCAAAUUCUUUCGGUUCUUAUGACCGCUGCACGUUCCAAGUACAGCUGGCAUCUCAAUGUGACCAAGGUCGACAACCAAAUCAUUAUAGAUAAGGCAAAUGGCUCUAUCAUAGAUAUGCUUACGGUUAACGAGACAGCACCCGAGCCACCUAUGCCAGAUGCAGAAAUAAAGAUAAACCGCCCACCAGCUCUAGGUUAUGAAGCUGUAAAGGUAAAUCAGCGCAUCAGGCAACAGGUCCUUGUACCUAAUGAGCUGAACGAGGAAUUUGAGCUGCCUCCUUUCGUUGAGGAUGGUGACAACCCUUCCACUGUAGCUUACAGAUACAGGACAUUUGUGGUACCAGGUGAUAAUCACGGCCAUGGCUGGAGUCGUGUGCCGAUCCACGUCAUCACCCGUGGCGAAGUUCACGCGCGCGUGCCUGGCGUUCCUAGCGGAGGCUAUACUUAUGUCUGUGCGUUGAAUGAGUUGCCUCAUAAGACUCAGAAAUCAUGGCGUACGCAAAUUGAAACCCAGAAAGGAGCUCUUUUGGCCAACGAGAUGCGUAACAACACUGCUAAGAUGCAGAGGUUCGCUGCAUGUGCUAUUAUAAGUGGCUGUGAUAUUCUCAAGCUUGCCUAUGUGUCACGGCGUACACCUGGUGAUGCGGAGAACCACUCAAUCAUCGGAAUUCAUACAUACACUACGGAGAAUUUGGCUGUGCAGAUGGGACUCAACAUGCGGAACGCCUGGGCUGUGGUGCGCCACAUAUGCGCUUUGAUAAUGUCUAAGCCUGAUGGUCAGUACAUCCUCGUCAAAGACCCUCUGAAACCUAACAUUCGGUUCUACGCAGCGCCAGAGGAAGAGGAUAUUGAGUUCCCAGUGAAAGAAUGA